This is a messenger RNA of Cynocephalus volans (Philippine flying lemur), 1779 nucleotides long. It is a transcript of the gene SYT3, whose product is annotated as synaptotagmin 3. The record is from RefSeq and is a predicted model, not a curated record. NCBI's taxonomy places the organism in Eukaryota, Metazoa, Chordata, Mammalia, Dermoptera, Cynocephalidae. The transcript has 8 exons. Bases 1 to 1779 code for a protein of 592 amino acids. Gene Ontology annotation, molecular function: calcium-dependent phospholipid binding; phosphatidylserine binding; SNARE binding. Gene Ontology annotation, biological process: calcium-ion regulated exocytosis; cellular response to calcium ion; regulation of dopamine secretion. Gene Ontology annotation, cellular component: plasma membrane; exocytic vesicle.
AUGUCAGGAGACUAUGAGGAUGACCUCUGCCGGCGGGCACUCAUCCUGGUCUCAGACCUCUGUGCACGGGUCCGAGAUGCUGACACCAGUGACAGGUGCCAGGAAUUCAACGACCUGCGGAUCCGAGGCUAUCCCCGGGGUCCAGAUGCAGACAUCUCCGUGAGCCUGCUGUCGGUCAUCGUGACGUUCUGUGGAAUUGUCCUUCUGGGCGUCUCCCUCUUUGUGUCCUGGAAGUUGUGCUGGGUGCCCUGGCGGGACAAGGGAGGCUCAGCUGUGGGCGGUGGUCCCCUGCGCAAAGACCUAGGCCCUGGGGUUGGGUUGGCAGGCUUGGUAGGCAGUGGUGGGCACCACCUGGGGACUGGUCUCGGUGGCCAUCCUCUGCUGGGUGGCCCACACCACCAUGCCCACACUGCCCACCAUCCGCCCUUUGCUGAGCUGCUGGAGCCAGGCAGCCUUGGGGGCUCUGAACCUCCUGAACCCUCCUACUUGGACAUGGACUCAUAUCCAGAGGCUGCAGCAGCAGCAGCAGUGGCUGCUGGGGUCAAACCAAGCCAGACAUCCCCUGAGCUGCCCUCUGAGGUCGCGGCAGGCUCUGGGCUGCUCCUGCUGCCCCCUAGUGGUGGUGGCUUGCCCAGUGCCCAGUCACAUCAGCAGGUCACAAGCCUGGCACCCACUACCAGGUACCCAGCCCUGCCCCGACCCCUCACCCAACAGACUCUGACUCCCCAACCGGACUCGAGCAGUGAGGAGCGGCCUCCUGCCCUACCCUUACCCCUGCCAGGCGGUGAGGAAAAAGCCAAACUCAUUGGGCAGAUCAAGCCAGAGCUAUACCAGGGAACCGGACCUGGCGGCCGGCGGGGUGGUGGGGCCCCAGGCUCCGGAGAGGCAGGUGUAGGGGCCCCCUGUGGCCGCAUCAGCUUCGCCCUGCGGUACCUUUAUGGCUCUGACCAACUGGUGGUGAGGAUCCUGCAGGCCUUGGACCUCCCCGCCAAGGACUCCAAUGGCUUCUCAGACCCCUACGUCAAGAUCUACCUGCUGCCUGACCGCAAGAAAAAGUUUCAGACCAAGGUGCACAGGAAGACCCUGAACCCCAUCUUCAAUGAGACGUUUCAAUUCUCGGUACCCCUGGCUGAGCUGGCCCAGCGCAAACUGCACUUCAGCGUCUAUGACUUUGACCGCUUCUCACGGCACGACCUCAUCGGCCAGGUGGUGCUGGACAACCUCCUGGAGCUGGCUGAGCAGCCCCCCGACCGCCCGCUCUGGAAGGACAUCGUGGAGGGCGGCUCGGAGAAGGCAGAUCUUGGGGAGCUCAACUUCUCACUCUGCUACCUCCCCACGGCUGGGCGCCUCACCGUGACCAUCAUCAAAGCCUCUAACCUCAAAGCGAUGGACCUCACCGGCUUCUCAGACCCCUACGUGAAGGCCUCUCUGAUCAGCGAGGGGCGGCGUCUGAAGAAGCGGAAAACCUCCAUCAAGAAGAACACGCUGAACCCCACGUAUAACGAGGCCCUCGUGUUCGACGUGGCGCCCGAGAGCGUGGAAAGCGUGGGGCUGAGCAUCGCGGUGGUGGACUAUGAUUGCAUCGGACACAACGAGGUGAUCGGAGUGUGCCGCGUGGGUCCCGACGCCGCCGACCCCCACGGCCGCGAGCACUGGGCCGAGAUGCUGGCCAACCCCCGCAAGCCGGUGGAGCACUGGCACCCGCUGGUGGAGGAAAAGACUUUGACCAGCUUCACCAAAGGCAGCAAAGGACUAUCAGAGAAGGAGAACUCAGAGUGA